Messenger RNA from Hirsutella rhossiliensis, 1293 nucleotides. Its product is annotated as CDP-alcohol phosphatidyltransferase domain-containing protein. Gene Ontology annotation, biological process: phospholipid biosynthetic process. Gene Ontology annotation, molecular function: phosphotransferase activity, for other substituted phosphate groups. Bases 1 to 1293 code for a protein of 430 amino acids. Gene Ontology annotation, cellular component: membrane. NCBI's taxonomy places the organism in Eukaryota, Fungi, Ascomycota, Sordariomycetes, Hypocreales, Ophiocordycipitaceae. The record is from RefSeq and is a predicted model, not a curated record. The transcript has 3 exons.
AUGGCGCCCAGCAGCAGUAUGUCCCCUCCGCGAGUCCCCGAACAACGGUUGACGCCAGCUGCAGAGACGGCCGCCGCAGAGUGCAUCUCUGACGAGGCCCUCUUGCAUCUCAAGUCAUACAAGUACUCGAGCAUCGACAAGUCUCCCAUAUCAAAAUACGUCCUUGGCCCCUGGUGGAAUGCCUUUGUCCAAGUCUUGCCGCUGUGGCUCGCCCCAAACAUGGUCACCUUGCUGGGCUUCUUCUUCAUCCUGGCCAAUGUCGGGCUGCUAGUCCUCUUCAUGCCCGAUCUGAUAGGGCCCGGGCCAGCUUGGCUAUACUUUAGCUUCUCCUUUGGCUUGUUCAUGUACCAGACCAUGGACAACGUCGACGGCAAGCAAGCCCGCAGGACAGGCACCUCGAGCGGCCUCGGCGAGCUCUUCGACCACGGCAUCGACUCCCUCAACUGCACCCUGGCCAGCCUCCUCGAGACGGCCGCCAUGGGCCUCGGCACCUCGCGCGCCGGCGUCUUCACCGCCCUGUGCCCCUGCCUUCCCAUGUUCUUCUCGACCUGGGAGACGUACCACACGCACACCCUGUACCUGGGCGUCUUCAACGGGCCCACCGAGGGCCUGCUGAUUGCCUGCAGCAUCAUGGCCGUGUCCGGCGCCUACGGCCCCGGCAUCUGGACGCAGCCCAUUGCCGAUUUUCUCGGCCGCAGCUUCCCCGGCAUCGCGCACGCGCUCGGCGAGACGACUUUUAGAGACAUCUGGAUCGGCCUCAUCAUCUUCUCGCUACUCGUCGGCCACGUCCCCUUUUGCGUCUACCACGUCGUCAACGCCCGGCGCAGCAAGAACCUGCCCAUCGCGCCCGUCUUCCUCGAAUGGACGCCCAUGGCCGUCUUCACCCUGUCCAUUGGCGCGUGGGUCUACUCGCCCUACAGCACCCUGAUGCGUGACAACCACCUGGUCCUCUUCUGCCUCACCCUGUCCUUUGUCUUUGGCCGCAUGACGACCAAGAUGAUCCUCGCCCACCUGACGCGCCAGCCCUUCCCCUACUGGACAGUCAUGCUGUUUCCCCUUGUCGGCGGCGCCCUCAUCGGCAACCUGCCGCGCUUCGGGUUCCCUGCCGUCAGCGCCGCGACGGAGCUGACCUACUUGCGCGCCUACUUUGCAUUUGCCCUGAUAGUUUACUUCCGCUGGGCUUACCUGGUGGUGACGAGCAUCUGCAAUUUCCUCGGCAUCAACGCCCUCACGAUCCCCCGGGAGAAGCAACUGGCCAACAAGCGGGUCCGGGCGGCCGAAAAGACGCAUUGA